Eurytemora carolleeae is the source of this 5836-nucleotide messenger RNA. RefSeq names its product multidrug resistance-associated protein 1. The coding region runs from base 44 to 4810 and encodes 1588 amino acids. The record is from RefSeq and is a predicted model, not a curated record. Gene Ontology annotation, biological process: transmembrane transport. Gene Ontology annotation, molecular function: ATP binding; ABC-type transporter activity; ATP hydrolysis activity. NCBI's taxonomy places the organism in Eukaryota, Metazoa, Arthropoda, Copepoda, Calanoida, Temoridae. The transcript is spliced from 10 exons. Gene Ontology annotation, cellular component: membrane.
UAAAAUUCUAAGUUUAUUUCCAGAAGUAUAAAAUGUCUUGAAAAUGUCGAAUACAACCAAAGAAAUAACCGAGGGAGGUUGGUGCUCCGAUCCUCUCCUAGAUCUUCAGCUCUCUUGGGACACACAGGAUCCCGAUAUAUCAGUAUGUCUUCAGAAAACAGUCUUACUCUGGGCACCCUGUGGAUUUCUAUGGCUGCUUGCCCCAAUUCAGGGGUGGAGAAUAUACAAGACGGAAGGAAAGAGUAUAUCCUACUCUCUACUGAAUAUACUCCGGUUGGUUCUAGCCGGAGGAGUAGGUUUACUAGCUUUUGGAGAUCUAGGAUACUGGUCUACCAGGGACCAUGAUACAGUUGAUAUAUUUGACCCGGUUCUACGGGCUCUAACCAUGCUACUCGUUAUUGUCAUAAUACAGGGUGAGAGGUUGAAAGGAUUCCGGAGUUCAGGUCUACUCUGGGUGUUCUGGAGUUUCUUCCUACUAUCCAGUAUACCUCGUCUAUACAGUCAGAUUAGGAGAGAGUAUCUUCAUCCCUCUCUUCAUAGAACCGAGCUGAUUUCCAACACUCUUACCUGGUUGAUAGUUCUAGUUCAGUGGAUUCUAGGAUUCGUCCUAGAUUCUGAACCCUUGUAUCAGGGUACAGAUGAAGCUGAGGUGGGAGAUCGGCCUAGUCCGGAGCUGACAGCAACCUUCCCCUCCCGUCUUCUCUUUAACUGGUUCAACAGCCUCGCCUGGACCGGAUACAAGAGAUCUAUCACGGAAUAUGAUCUCGGAGAUCUACACCCCAGGGAUCGGAGCGACACAGUAGCUCCGUUGUUCAACAGUUUCUGGGAACCUAAACUCAAGUUGGCAAGGUUGGAGAAAAGAGAUAAACCGGAAGCGUCCUAUGGAGCCGGUGCAGAUUCAGUCAAGAUUGAACCUGGAUCUACAGACAAAGCUCGAGCUUCUUUAUCCGUGUUUGGCCCUCUUAUAAAAUGCUUUGGAUUGAAGUUUAUCACCGGAUCCUUCCUAAAACUGAUCCAUGAUAUUCUUGUGUUCGCGUCCCCAAUCCUACUCCGACGGAUCAUCAUCUUCAGUGAGACGGAUGAGCCAACAUGGAGAGGCGUUGUGUAUGCAACUUCUCUUCUCCUGUUCGCCCUGGUUCAAUCCAUCCUGCUCUCUCAGUACUUCUACCAGAUGUAUCUUAUCGGGAUGUGGUCCAAAUCUUCUCUUAUAUCUGCUAUAUACAGGAAAAGUCUCCGUGUGUCCUCCUCGGCUAAGAAGGACACAACCUCGGGAGAGAUUGUGAACCUCAUGUCUGUGGAUUGUCAGCGUAUCGCUGAUAUGACCCCGUAUGUGAACAUGUUGUGGUCUGCCCCGCUUCAGAUUGGAGUAUCCAUGUACAUGCUGUACCAGGUUCUUGGACCCAGUGUCUUCGCGGGUCUUGCGGUCAUGAUUGUUCUUAUUCCGGUCAACGGGGUCAUUGCCGCUGUCACUAGAAAGCUGCACUUGAAGUUGAUGAAGCAGAAGGAUGUAAGGGUGAAGAAGAUGAAUGAAUUGCUCCAGGGGAUGAAGAUUCUCAAGCUCUACGCUUGGGAGAAGAGCUUUGUGAACGAGGUUGAUAUUAUCAGGAACAAGGAGCUGUCAAUCAUGUUGAAGAUGGCUUAUCUCAAUUCUGGAACUUCUUUCAUCUGGUCCUGCGCCCCUUUCGUAGUUUCCCUCGUCACCUUCGCCACCUACGUUCUCUCCUCCGAGGAUAAUGUUCUGGACUCACAGAAAGCUUUUACCUCCCUUGCCUUGUUCAACAUCCUUCGCUUCCCUCUCUCCAUGCUCCCCUUCAUGAUCACCUCCGCGGUCCAGGCCAGCGUCAGCAUCAAGAGGAUCAACAAGUUUAUGAGGAGUGCAGAGUUAGAUACGGGAACUAUUAAGAAGGUUGAAAGCAAGGAUAAGGAAAUCGCUGUUAAAGUUACAAAUGCAUCAUUUAACUGGGAAGAGAGUCCAGUAAAGGAAGACGAUAAAACCAAAGCGAAUGGUUCAGAUAAAAAGAACGGAGAGGUCAAGGUGAACGGAGAAACUAAAAGUAAAGAUGAUGAAAGUACAAAGAUGUUGAAUGGUUCAGGAGAUAUGGAGAAGGAGAAGGAAAAAGAAGUCUUCAAAUUAUCUAAUCUUAAUAUCAGCAUUAAAACGGGAAGUCUAUGCGCUAUUGUCGGGAGUGUUGGAAGCGGGAAAUCCAGUUUUCUGUCUGCUCUGCUAGGAGAGAUGGAUAAGACUGACGGAGAGGUUGAGCUAGCGGGUAAAAUAGCUUAUGUCUCCCAGCAGGCCUGGAUACAGAACGCAACUCUGAGAAAAAAUAUCACAUUCGGGAAAAAGUUGGAAGAAAAUUUGUAUAACAAGGUUAUCUCAGACUGCGCACUUAAAUCGGAUCUUGAAAUUUUGCCCGGCGGAGAUUCAACAGAGAUUGGAGAAAAGGGGAUAAAUCUUUCAGGAGGACAGAAACAACGUGUUGCCAUAGCUCGAGCUGUUUACUACGACGCAGAUCUUUAUCUUCUUGAUGAUCCUCUCUCUGCUGUAGACUCACAUGUUGGUAAGCACAUAUUCGACAAUGUGAUUGGACCCACUGGAUCUCUGGCCGGUAAAACAAGACUCCUGGUCACACACGGAGUCACGUUCCUGCCCCAGGUUGACCAGAUCAUCGUGUUCAAGAACGGAUCUGUGAGUGAGAGCGGAACAUAUAGAGAACUCCUGGCUCAGAAAGGAGCUUUUGCAGAGUUCUUGGUUCAGUAUCUCUCCGACCAGGAGGAAGACCCGGAGAUGGAAAAGAUCAAGACGGAACUAGAGCAGCAGCUUGGACGCGAGGAGUAUGUCCGACAAUUAUCCAGGGUAAGGACGGAGUCGGAGAACAGAGAUCUUUCCAAGAGACGUGGAUCAGACCAAAGUACUACUAGUGCAGGAACUGCCUCCGUGCACUCUUUGAGUCCUAAGAAAUCCGUGAGUCCUGUGAAGAGUCCAGAGAAGCCUGCCGAGGACAAGACCAAACAUCAGCAGUAUAAAGACGAAAAGGCUGAGACCGGACAAGUUUCCUGGAGGAUUUAUCUGAUAUAUUUCCAGAACAUGGGAUACCUACUCUUCUCCGCCUGUGUCAUGCUCUAUGCUCUCUACCAAACCUUCACGGCGUGUGGAUCCAUUUGGCUUUCACACUGGGCUGACAGCACCCUUCCGUUCGUAUCAAACUCAACCUUGGACGAUCUUAGAUCAAAGAAUGGAACUCUUGUGGAUAUUUAUCUGGGGGUCUAUGGAGGGCUUGGAUUUUCUCAGGCCUUCGGAGCUAUUUUCGCCAGCUUACUGCUCUAUCUGUCAACCUUAAACGGAGCUAAAGCGCUCCAUGAAAAAAUGUUGAUAAGGAUUAUGCAUUCUCCUAUGUCAUUCUUUGAUACAACUCCACAAGGUCGAAUCAUUAACAGAUUCAGUAAGGACGUUGAUGUCCUGGAUACAACGAUGCCUAUGAUUCUCCGAGGAUGGAUUACCUGCCUUCUCCAGGUGGUUGCAACCUUCCUGGUGAUCAUGUACACAACCCCUCCUGCUAUACUCUUUAUCUCUAUAGUCCUGGUAGGAUACUACUUCGUUCAGAGGGUUUACGUUGCAUCCUCUCGUCAGUUAAAACGCCUUGAAUCCGUCUCUAAAUCUCCAAUCUAUUCUCAUUUUGGCGAAACAAUCAGUGGAGCCACCGUUAUCCGAGCCUACGGACUUCAGGAUCUCUUCAUUUCCGAGUCCCAGCUCCGAGUAGAUCAGAACCACAAGGCAUCCUUCCUGGGUAUAAUCGGUAACCGUUGGUUAGCAAUCCGUCUUGAAACUGUUGGAAACGCGAUUAUAUUCGCUGCUGCCCUGUUUGCAGUGCUGGCUCGUGAGAGCCUAUCCGCAGGUCUGGUUGGUCUGUCUGUCAGUUUUGCCCUGCAGGUGACUCAGACCCUGAACUGGUUGGUCAGGAUGGCGAGCGACGUUGAGACGAAUAUUGUUGCAGUGGAGAGACUGGAGGAGUAUAGUCAGCUGGCCGUAGAGGACGACUGGGACAGGGAGGAGACUGCUCCUAAUGCGAACUGGCCGGAGAAAGGUCAGAUAACCCUGGAGAAGUAUAGUACUCGGUACAGAGAAGGACUCGAUCUUGUUAUCAAAGAUAUCUCUGUAGACUUCAAGGGUGGAGAGAGGGUUGGGAUCGUUGGGCGUACCGGAGCAGGAAAAUCAUCCUUGACCUUGGCCUUAUUCCGUAUCAUUGAACCCAGCUCCGGGUCCAUCAAGAUUGACGGAGUUGAUGUCUCUAAACUGGGUCUGCACAACCUUAGAUCUAGGAUCACCAUCAUCCCUCAGGAUCCUGUACUAUUCUCUGGUACCUUGAGACACAAUCUGGAUCCUUUCAAGCAGUACGAUGACAGCGCUCUAUGGGAGGCUCUCAAGCACUCCCACCUCUUCGACUUCGUGACAGGAUUAGCGGCCGGGCUAGACCACGAGGUCAACGAGGGUGGAGAGAAUCUUUCCGUUGGUCAGAGACAGUUGAUCUGUCUAGCCAGAGCUCUUCUCCGUAAGACAAAGAUUCUGGUCCUGGACGAAGCUACUGCUGCAGUUGACCUGGAGACUGAUGAUAUUAUCCAGAAUACAAUAAGAACAGAAUUCGAUGGAUGCACAAUCAUCACGAUCGCUCAUCGUCUGAACACAAUCCUGGAUUACGACCGUGUCCUGGUUCUCUCGGAGGGAUCAGUGGCUGAAUUGGAUUCUCCGAAAACUCUGAUGAACAAAGAAGGAUCAAUUUUCCGGGACAUGUGUAAGGAUGCUGGACUUGCAUAGAGGCUGGGAUCUGUGUACACUGCUUCUUCUGUACAUACACAUGUACAUUCUUUACUAUUUCAAAGUGCAGAGCCCGAAAUUUAAAAGAUUUUCAUAACGAUACCCUGUCUUACGUUUUGGGCUCAGGGUACACCGAAUUUCUGGGCAUACAUUAGUUAAUUUUUAUUACACGAUCUGAAUCUUAAAUUCUUCAGUAUUAAUGUAAAGGUUGUUAGAAAACAUUGUACAGGUUUUUGCAGUACAUUGUACAGGUGUACCAAAUCAACCAAGUACUUAAAAUAUCCCAGUUGUACAUUAUAUAUGAGAAGGGACCAUUAUUUUGCUCUUUUUUUUCAAUCUUAAAUAAUUCCGUUCAACCCUUUUCAUGAACAAUCCCAGAUGUGAACUCAAUGAGUUGAAAAAAAUGUAAACAUUUUUGAAAAAAUUUCAUAUUUUUUAAAUUUUCACAAAUGUUUUCACAUCUUUAUGUAAAUUUUACUCUGUUUUGUCUCAAUGUCUGAAAUAUGUAAUCCCUGAUCUAUUCAAUCCUUGUACAUUUCUUAAUUAUGUACAGUGUACAUCCAUGGCAAUUAUGCACUUAACUAAAAUGGGUACUUACCAUACUCAACCUAUUUGUGUAUUGUUUCUCUCUCCCGUACAUAGUUUUUAAGUGUACUGCUGUUGGAGGGGGAGUCUAUUUAAAUUGUAAAAUGUAAAUAAGAAAAACGACCAAAGCGGGGAUCUGAUAAAAAUACGUACAAAAAGUCCGAAAUGCAAAACAAAACCAAGAAAUAUUCUUCAAACGGUUUCCAAAAUCUAUUUUUUUAAGUUCUCAAGGGGAAAUACCGUAUUUUUUAAUAUGGAGUUUUUUACAGAUUUUAAUCCUACUUUUUUUUAUAAUUAGAGAAGGGCAAUUCUAAUAGAAGCUGUAAAUAAACCAAAUCAGAUUUGCCUCUUACUGUUAUUUCACCAUUGUGUCCAAUAUGUAUUCAUUUAUACCUAGUUGUUAGUUUAUUAGAAAAUAUACUGUACUUUCAACAAUAUUUA